CCACAAACCCCACUACAGACUGGCGGAGAGAAAAGAGAAAAAAAUGGGCAAUGCAAAAUCCACCCCCCUCAACAAUCCCUACACCGGCCUCCCACGGGUCCCCACCACUAACCCAUCCGCCUCUACCGACAAGCGGGACAGAACACUAACCCACCUCCUCCGACUAAACCACCACAACUACUCCCUUCUCUACUCGCAGCUGCGCUUCCACAACCACCUCCCGCACGCGCUGGGCAGCGCCUACCUCCUUGACGCACCCAGCGAACACCUAACGAGACUCUACGAAAGCGAGAGCAAACCGCUGGAACCCUGGCCGCCCACGACCCCCGGUGAGAUAGCACGGCACGACUGGCGCGAGCACAUCUCCGACCGCCAUUACCAGCGCUCAUACCUAGACUUUUUCGAGGACGAAUUGGUCCGGCUCGGGUACGAUUGGAGAAGGGUUGUGGCGGAGUACUUAUUCCAGGGACCAGAGCCGUUGAUUUUCGGAGGAAUAGGUGGGUUGGGUCACCCGCUCAUACAUUUGGGAUAUGCUUUCGAGUUGGGGAGCAAAGAGGUGGGAAUGGAAGCCCUCUCACUGUUCGCUACGAAUUACGACUUUUUGCACGGGUAUGUUGAUUCGGAGUUCCCUACUGCUGCCGGUGGGGUGCCGGUUGAAUCCCCCUCGCCCCCGUUGCCCACCGUCGUGCACGACUGCCAGGACCCGCUGGAGAUAAUCCAUAGGAUUAGAAUGGAUACCGCGUUCCAUGGCAUAUUCCCGCACGCCGGUGCUGAGAAUAUUCCCCUUCUGUUCGAGCUCCGGGAGAAGGAGGUACUCGCUUAUUACCGCCAAUUCAAAAUCGAAUCGCCCGCUACCGCGCAUAAAUCUUUGAACCACCUCGCGGCGUUGCUACUCACUUGCUCACAUGAUCCCGGACGCCCAGAGUUUGACUUCUUUGUCGUUCACUUGACCACCGUUUCCUACGCUAUUCGCAUCUUGCUGCCCGAGGUGCCCGAGGAGUAUGCCCGUCCACUGGUCAAGAUGCAGUGGCUGUUUACCAUUGUGGUUUACCUGAUCCAGUUGAGUAGGGAGGUGCGCCCGGAGUUACUGGAUGGGGUGGAGCUCCGUGGGAGGGGGUGGGGGGAUGUGGUGCGCAAGGCGCUGGAUAGGGAUGAGGGAAGUGGGAGUGGGGGGGAGAUGGAGGACGCGCAUUAUUUGAAAGCGGUGAGGGCUUUGAAGGACUCGGCACAGCUGUGGAAGGACCAGGAGGAGUUUUACUUGACGGCUGCUGUCAAGUUUGCUUGGGAAUUUGAGAAGUGGUCUUUUGGGGAGUGAGGGGUAUCAUCAACUUUGGCUAUCACACACAUGCUGGUCUUUCUGUUCGCUAUUGGGCAUUAUUAUGGCGUUUUGUGGUGGAAAUGAUAUUCCUCCUUGAAAAUUGCUUGA
Tuber melanosporum (Perigord truffle) is the source of this 1426-nucleotide messenger RNA. RefSeq lists its product as uncharacterized. The transcript is spliced from 2 exons. NCBI's taxonomy places the organism in Eukaryota, Fungi, Ascomycota, Pezizomycetes, Pezizales, Tuberaceae. Gene Ontology annotation, molecular function: oxidoreductase activity. Bases 44 to 1315 code for a protein of 423 amino acids. The record is from RefSeq and is a predicted model, not a curated record.